Molecule: messenger RNA, 931 nt
Organism: Myripristis murdjan (pinecone soldierfish)
Lineage: Eukaryota; Metazoa; Chordata; Actinopteri; Holocentriformes; Holocentridae
Product: Golgi apparatus membrane protein TVP23 homolog A-like
Exons: 7
Coding region: 50-661 (203 amino acids)
Biological process (GO): protein secretion; vesicle-mediated transport
Cellular component (GO): Golgi membrane
Source: RefSeq, a predicted model, not a curated record
ACGCAUCAAUGGUACCCCGCUUUGCCUUACACGUCUAAAAUCGUCAAAAAUGAAACGGGCGAUGGCGGAUGACACCGAGGAUGUUGAGUUGGACUUUACUGCUGAUGAGGAGGAGAGAGCGCGGAGAAACGCAGUGAUACGACACCCCCUAGCCUCCUUUUUCCACCUGUUCUUCCGCGUGGUUGCCAUUGUAGUCUAUCUGCUGUGUGACUGGAUCAGCAAGAACUUUGCAUCGUGUUUUGUCCUGAUCAUCACUCUGCUCUCUUUUGACUUUUGGUCUGUCAAGAAUGUGACUGGCAGGUUGCUGGUGGGGCUGCGCUGGUGGAAUCAGAUCGACGAGGAUGGAAAGAGUCUCUGGGUGUUUGAGGCUAAGAAAAACUCCCAGGGCCGCAGCAUUGGCACUGAAGCUGAGGCCAGGAUUUUCUGGCUGGGUCUGAUCGUCUGCCCUCUCAUCUGGACCUUCUUCUUCUUCACCUCCCUCUUCUCCCUAAAGAUCAAAUGGCUGGCGCUGGUGGUAGCCAGCAUCUCUCUUCAAGUGGCUAAUCUCUAUGGUUACCUACGCUGCAAGGCGGGGGGGCAGGAAGGCCAGCCUGCAGACACACACUCAUUCAUGGGCCAGCACUUCCUGCAGCGUCCAGACAUCAUCUUUGGAAUACUGUGAGGAAGACUUCCUGUACCUAAACAGCCCCUCGUCCGUGUGUGUGUGUGUGUGUGUGUGUGUGUGUGUGUGUGUGUGUGUGUGUGUGUGUGUGUGUGUGUGUGUGCAUAAGAGCAAGAGAGAAAGAGAGAGUGAGGGGCUGGGACAUCUCCAAAGUUUCAACAUACUGCAUCUACUUGAAUUGCUUUGUGCCUUGUGCAUGCCUUUGUUUGAUGCUGCUGACUGUACUCACAUGUUGCCCAUGGAUUGGUCGAGCUAUUAAUCCUCUGUUGU